This is a messenger RNA of Arachis stenosperma, 1752 nucleotides long. RefSeq lists its product as uncharacterized. Lineage: Eukaryota; Viridiplantae; Streptophyta; Magnoliopsida; Fabales; Fabaceae. The record is from RefSeq and is a predicted model, not a curated record. The coding region runs from base 1 to 1551 and encodes 516 amino acids. The transcript has 2 exons.
AUGGCUUAUUGCAAAUUCCCUGAUGUUUAUUGCUGGAUUCAAAAGCUUCCACCAAUCUCAGAAUGGAGAACAAUUUCCAUGUCACUAACCAUAUGUUCUUCAUCAAAAUCAUCACAACCUUCUCUCUCUCUCACCAUAGCCAAAAAUCACCAAACCCCAAAUAAAGUAAUCUUUGCAAUUGUAGCUGAUUUUAGCAUCCCCAUCUCUCUAUGGACCUCAAAACCCUUCAAACCAAAUCCAAAAACCAUGAGGCUCAUAGAUAGUGAAGAAACCAUUUCCAAUCUCCUUGUUAAUUUCAUUGAAGAUAUCCUUCACUAUGGCCCCAACAAAAACACCAACACCUCCUACAUAAAAUUCCCAUAUUCAAAUCCAAAUAACAUUCCAAACUUUGAAGAAAUCUUCAACCUUGCAUUCCUCACCUUGUUGUUCCUAGUUUGCAUAUAUGAAGCACCUUUGGAUAUUAGAUCCACAUGUCUCACUACUUUGAAGAACAACUUACAAGGUUGUCAAUCAAGACAAGCAUCCAAGUUGUUGAUGAAGAUGUUGGGGAACAAUCUAGAAGAACAAUGGAUGCGUUCUAUAAACCUUGCAAUAACUAAUUGGAUUGUGGAGACUCAACAACAUGAACUACCACAUCUUAAUCAUCAUCAUCAACAUAGCAUGAUGAUGAGAACACCAUCUCCUUUGUACUCUUAUUCAUUCUCAACUCUUGGGUUAUGGAAAGUUCAAUUGUAUUGCCCUGUUAUAAGCAUGGAUGUUGUGCAUUCAAAUCACCAUCAUUAUUUAGCAGCUGAUGAGAGGCUUCAAUUCUCUCUUAAGUAUCAUCAACUUGAAGGUGUUCUUCAGUUCAAUCACAGAGUCUUGAACAGAGAAAGGUGGAUUGAGAUCAUCGUCAACAUUGACAACAUAAGGUGUGAUGUAUUGAAACUAGUAGAUGAUAGCCUUUUGAGAGAAAGAGGAGCAGGAGCAUCUGAGAAAUAUUUCCCAUCAAGAAUAUUGUUACAACUAACUCCCAUGGUCCAACACCAAGUAUUGAGUUUAUCGGUUGGCAAGUCCUCAGAAAAUCCAUCAAUAGAGAUUGGCAUGGAAAGAGGCAUAGAAGCCUCAUUCCAGCCACCAAAUCCCCAAGUAGGGCUCACUUUUUCGGCCGGCGAGUCGUCGACCGUGAGCCUAAAGCCUUGGAAAUUCGAGCAAUCCGUGUACGGCUAUAGCGCGAAUUUGAAUUGGAUCCUCCAUGAUAGCAUUGAUGGUAGGGAAGUGUUCUCAUCAAAGCCUUCAAAGAUUGCAUUGGUGAAUCCAAAGUCAUGGUUUAAAGAUAGAUACUCUAGUGCUUAUAGACCUUUUACUAGGCAAGGAGGGGUUAUUUUUGCUGGGGAUGAGUAUGGAGAGAGUGUGUGUUGGAAGGUUGAUAAAGGUGCUAAGGGCAAAACAAUGGAGUGGGAGAUUAGGGGUUGGAUUUGGGUGACAUAUUGGCCUAACAAGUAUAAGACAUUCUAUGAUGAAACUAGGAGGUUGGAGUUUAGGGAGAUACUUCAUGUUAACAUUCCUUAGCUUUAGCUUAUUAUAUUACUACACUACGAGAAAAGCGGCGAACAUUUAGGGGCGGUUUACAAAAUCCGUUGCUAAAUGAUAUCUGACAGUGAUUAUUUCAGUAAUUACUAUUAACUGCUGCUAAAGAUUUUGUUAUACCUUAUCUUUCAAUGAGUUGGCAACUGCUGCUAUUUACUUCCAUAACCGUCGUUAACUGCCAAA